GGGGAGCUGCGUUCGCGCUUACUGCAAGCAUGGCUGGCGACAGUGAAACACGGCUCAACGGGCAGGCGGACGACACCGACACCGUCAAACAGCCUUUUCUGAUCGGUGUUUCGGGCGGCACCGCCAGCGGAAAGUCUUCAGUAUGUGAGAAGAUUAUGGAGCUCUUGGGCCAGAAUAAGAUUGACCAUCACCAGCGGCAGGUGGCCAUCCUCAGCCAGGACAGUUUCUACAGAGAGCUCACUCCAGAGCAGAAGGCUAAAGCUCUUAAGGGCCAGUUCAACUUCGAUCACCCAGAUGCUUUUGACAAUGAGCUCAUUAUGAAGACUCUUCAUGACAUCAUGGAGGGGAAGACGGUCCAUAUUCCAGUCUAUGAUUUUGUAACCCAUUCCAGAAAAGACGAGUACGUGACGCUGUACCCAGCAGACGUGGUUCUGUUUGAGGGCAUCCUCAUGUUCUACAUGCAGGAGAUCCGGGACCUUUUUCAAAUGAAACUGUUCGUGGACACGGACCCAGACACGCGUCUGUCCCGCAGAGUUCUGCGGGACAUCAGUGAGAGAGGCAGGGAGCUGGAGCAGGUUUUGUCUCAGUACAUCACUUUUGUCAAGCCGGCGUUUGAAGAAUUCUGUCUCCCGACAAAGAAAUACGCUGACGUCAUCAUCCCACGAGGAGCAGACAACCUUGUGGCAAUAAACCUCAUCGUGCAGCACAUUCAGGACAUCCUGAACGGGGGGUUCAGUAAACGACAGAGCGGCUACAUGAACGGCCACGGGACGCCCCGACAGAGAAAGCCGUCCGAGUCCAGCAGACCCCACUGACCUCCAUGUGGCCCUUUCCUUCUGCGUAGGACGGGGCUGGACUGUGUAAUAAAAUUCAGCGACCCUUUAUUGAAUGGAAGAGCGGGGAUGCUAGAGUUGAAAGGCCUUUGUGGUUGAUAUGACUUGCGUUUUAAGUAUGUUGUCAUUUGUUACUGUGGUGGUUAUGUUUGCUUUUACCAAUUUUUUUUUUUUUUUUAAAUUUUUUCCCAGAUUAAGCUUGAAAGUGCUUUCUGUUUUCAAGAAAGUUAAGUGACAUGCACGACUGUUGUGGUCAUUGUCCUUAUCUGCUUUGAUAAGUGUUAGAAAAUAAAUGAAUGGUGUGGUACGCGCUACCAGUGCUUGCUGAGGUGGGCUGCUCGAGCAGCCCUAUAAACUUGAAUUUAACUCAG
Colossoma macropomum (tambaqui) is the source of this 1204-nucleotide messenger RNA. It is a transcript of the gene uck2b, whose product is annotated as uridine-cytidine kinase 2b. The record is from RefSeq and is a predicted model, not a curated record. Lineage: Eukaryota; Metazoa; Chordata; Actinopteri; Characiformes; Serrasalmidae. The transcript has 7 exons. Bases 30 to 815 code for a protein of 261 amino acids. Gene Ontology annotation, cellular component: cytosol; cytoplasm. Gene Ontology annotation, molecular function: ATP binding; kinase activity.